Molecule: messenger RNA, 2123 nt
Organism: Pyrus x bretschneideri (Chinese white pear)
Lineage: Eukaryota; Viridiplantae; Streptophyta; Magnoliopsida; Rosales; Rosaceae
Exons: 4
Coding region: 474-1655 (393 amino acids)
Source: RefSeq, a predicted model, not a curated record
AGUGCUUACCCUCCUCCAUCUUCCCAAACGCAUUAUAAAAACCCUAAUUUCAUCUGCCGUUUCCUCAUCAAAUUUCGAUCCAAAAUCUCAAGCAAUUCCUUCACGCAAUCUCUCUCUCUCUCUCUCAACCCACAGCCCCAAAUUCAAGGACGAAAUCAAAUCAUUAAUCUUUGUCUCAGCCUCAUUUGUGACCUUGUGGCCUUGAGACGUAGGUCGUUAUAAUAAAUCAAGAAUUCAAUUCCUUGAAGCUCUGUGCCGUUGUCCAGUCGCUGCAUUGUUUGUAUCACAUUUUGGAGCAUUUGUAAGAGUGGUUGCAUUCUGAUUUCUGUUAGAGACAAGUGGUUGCAUCUGAUUUCUGUUAGAAUCAAGUAAAGAUUCGGUAUUUUUCAGUUGGUAAAGCAGUAGACAUCAGAAGCCCAAGUAGGGAAUUUAUUUAGAGCUUUGCCUUUUGUAAAUCGAACAGUGUUUGCAAGAUGGCUGGUGUGAAACGAAGAUUAGAUACUGAUUCAGAUAUUCGUGCUCUUAAUAAAGAACUGGAUGCCGUUUCAUGCCCUAUCUGCAUGGACCAUCCGCAUAAUGCCGUUCUCCUGCUUUGCAGCUCGCAUGAUAAGGGUUGCAGAUCUUAUAUAUGUGAUACAAGUUACAGGCAUUCAAAUUGUUUGGACCGUUUUAAAAAGAUGAGAGAAAAUACUAGGAACAGUCCAACUCUACCCAGUCCUUUCCCUAUAAACCGUUACGGUCCUCGUAUUUCUGAUCUGAACAUCCCUCUGAGAACAGACUCAAAUGAAGCUAAUGAAAGUGACAACCUGAUUGAAAACAAUUCUGUAUUAUCUGUUAAUUUACCUGGACCUCCACAGCAACAUGUUAUUCAAGAUUUAAAUAGGCCUUUUGAAGCACAACCAGAAGGUGUUAUGGAAGUGGUUGAUUCUGAGUCAUUUCAGGAAAGGGAUGAACAUGAUGAUUUGGAUGGGGAAAAUUCACCGGAGUCACAAUUGAGCUUGAAAUGCCCUAUGUGCCGAGGAGCCAUUCUUGGAUGGGAGGUUGUAGAAGAUGCCAGAAAAUAUCUUAACCUGAAGAAGCGAAGUUGCUCUCGGGAAUCAUGCUCAUUUUCUGGUAACUACCAGGAGUUGCGCCGGCAUGCCAGGAGAGUUCACCCAACCACCAGACCCUCUGACAUUGACCCGUCUAGAGAACGAGCCUGGCGACACCUUGAGCACCAGAGAGAAUUUGGUGAUGUUGUGAGUGCUAUUCAUUCAGCCAUGCCAGGUGCUGUUGUGGUUGGGGACUAUGUUAUUGAAAAUGGAGAUAGGCUACCAGGUGGAGGGGAAAGUGGUGCAGGUGAAGCUAAUGGGCCUUGGUGGACUACCCUGUUUUUGUUUCAGAUGAUUGGCUCAGCUGACCGUGCUGGAGAACCAAGGGCUCGAUCAAGGGCUUGGACAAGACAUCGGCGGUCAGCAGGUGCUUUAAAUGAACGCCGGUUUCUUUGGGGUGAGAAUUUGUUGGGACUUCAAGAUGAUGAUGAUGAGGAUGAUGAGGAUGAUGAUGAGGACGAUGAUGAUGACAACAUGCCCAUGACUAAUCACAGAGAUUUGUCUCCAAUCCCCAGAAGGCGUCGACGUUUGACACGCUCAAGGUCCGAUGAGGAUCGACCAUGAGAAGUGCUCUUUUUAUCUGUAACUGCAGAAAAUCCGUCAGAUGAGACCGCCUGCUCCAAGAACUGCGGUUUAAGAAUCGCAUCAGCUUGUUAGAACUUAGAAGAGUCUUGAAAAAGAUCAAGCUGAUCGUUGUGAGACAAUGGCGGUGCUAAUUUGAAUGGGAUUCUCUCAAACCCGUGUUCUCUUUACCGGUGGGAGGAAUGAGCCUCUGGUUCUCGUCUAGCAGCCCGAGUCCUCUCUUUCAAACAUGCAGUGGCUGCCAACGGAAGUUGAGCCAUAACUCUUUCACUUUCUGGCCAACACGAGGCCAAAGCUAUCCUGUACAUGCAUGAUGUGGUUAUGAAGUUGAAGUCAGUUCUACUCUAUGCUUAUUUAUAAAUAACAUUAGACAUUGUUUGUAUUGAAAUGUAAAUAGCUUAUGCAUCAACGAAAUUCCAGUUUGUAUAAAGGAUUGAAACUUUCAAACUA